This is a messenger RNA of Vicia villosa (hairy vetch), 1189 nucleotides long. Its product is annotated as thaumatin-like protein. Lineage: Eukaryota; Viridiplantae; Streptophyta; Magnoliopsida; Fabales; Fabaceae. The record is from RefSeq and is a predicted model, not a curated record. Gene Ontology annotation, biological process: defense response. Gene Ontology annotation, cellular component: extracellular region. Bases 250 to 1002 code for a protein of 250 amino acids. The transcript has 2 exons.
ACUUAACCUAAACCUAAAUACGCCAAUGCCUUUGCCAAAUUCAUGUGAAUUCUCUAACAAACAAAUGCCCGUUGCUAGCACUGGAAACCACUUUAUUACUCACCAGUACAGUUUCUCGCACCAAUUAAGCCCCAAAAAACCCCAUUUUAUCCUCACUUUAACUUUUACCUUUUGUCGCUAUAUUCAAACACAGUCUACAUUACCGCAUAAGAGGCAUAGAAAAAAAAACUCAUCAAUAGCAUUUCAUCAAUGGCCUCAAUGUUGAAACCCAUCCUCAUCACUCUCUUCACCACUUUUCUCAUCUCUCACCUCUCAGUACCGAAGAUAUCAGCAGCAACAGUAACAUUUUCCAACAAAUGUCCCCAUCCAGUAUGGCCAGCCAUCCAACCCGGUGCCGGAAAGCCCAUUCUAGCCCGCGGCGGCUUCUACCUCGCACCAAACAAAGCCUAUUCUCUCCAAGUCCCACCUCUCUGGUCAGGCCGUUUCUGGGGCCGUCACGGUUGCACCUUCGACGCAUCCGGCCACGGUCACUGCGCCACCGGAGACUGCGGCGGAUCUCUCUUCUGCAACGGAAUCGGCGGAGCACCACCUGCCACACUCGCUGAGUUCACACUCGGAAAGGAUAUGGAUUUCUACGACGUGAGUCUCGUCGACGGUUACAACUUGCCGAUUUCCAUUACUCCGAUGAAGGGAUCUGGAAAAUGUAGCAACGCCGGUUGUGUGAGUGAUCUGAACUUGAUGUGUCCGGUGGGGUUGCAAGUGAGGUCACGUGAUAAGCGCGUGGUGGCUUGUAAGAGUGCUUGUUCUGCUUUUAACUCGCCUAGGUAUUGCUGUACUGGUAGCUUUGGAAGCCCACAGGCCUGUAAGCCCACUGCUUAUUCUAGAAUCUUCAAAACUGCUUGCCCAAAAGCCUACUCUUAUGCCUAUGAUGACCCCACCAGUAUUGCUACUUGCACCGGUGCUAACUAUUUGAUCACUUUCUGCCCUCAUCACCACCGUUGAUUUAUUACUAGUACUAGCUUCAUAUCAUUAUUAAUGUGUUACCAUUAAUGUCUUUAUGUUUAUUUAUGUCAUGGAUAUUUUAUGUUUGGUAGUAGAAUAUCUACUAGAUUUUUUGUUUUGUUUUAAUGUAGCACUAUAUUUAUCAAAUUUUAUUAUUACGGUUGGUUAAGCUUAUUUUGCUUCUUAA